This is a messenger RNA of Pocillopora verrucosa, 1233 nucleotides long. Its product is annotated as ribose-phosphate pyrophosphokinase 2-like. Lineage: Eukaryota; Metazoa; Cnidaria; Anthozoa; Scleractinia; Pocilloporidae. Gene Ontology annotation, biological process: ribonucleoside monophosphate biosynthetic process; purine nucleotide biosynthetic process; 5-phosphoribose 1-diphosphate biosynthetic process. The record is from RefSeq and is a predicted model, not a curated record. Gene Ontology annotation, molecular function: ATP binding; ribose phosphate diphosphokinase activity; magnesium ion binding. Gene Ontology annotation, cellular component: ribose phosphate diphosphokinase complex; cytoplasm.
UUUGCCGCCAACACGUUCAGUUGCCUACUGAACGUGUUGUAUCGUUACAUUUUUCCAAACAUGCCGAACAUAAAGAUAUUUGGAGGGAAUUCUCAUCAACUACUGGCGAAAUUGAUUUCAGAACGGCUAGGGAAUGAACUGGGGAAGUGUGUGUUGAAAAAAUUCUCGAACAAGGAAACCAGUGUUGAAAUUGGUGAAUCAGUGCGAGGAGAGGAUGUCUUUAUAGUGCAAAGUGGUUGCGGUGAUGUGAAUGAUAAUUUAAUGGAACUGUUGAUCAUGAUCAAUGCUUGUAAGAUUGCUUCAGCCCAGCGAGUCACAGCUGUUAUUCCAUGCUUUCCAUAUGCAAGACAAGAUAAGAAGGACAAGAGUCGUGCACCAAUUUCAGCUAAACUGGUGGCAAACAUGCUCUCAGUAGCUGGUGCAGAUCAUAUUAUUACCAUGGAUCUUCAUGCUUCACAGAUACAGGGUUUCUUUGAUAUACCAGUAGACAAUUUGUAUGCUGAGCCUGCAGUGUUAAGGUGGAUCAGAGAACACAUUACUGAGUGGGAACGAGCAGUUAUUGUUUCGCCUGAUGCUGGAGGAGCUAAAAGAGUUACAUCCAUAGCUGAUCAUUUGAAUGUUGGCUUUGCCUUGAUUCAUAAGGAGCGAAAAGUUGCCAAUGAAGUGGCCAGUAUGGUUCUUGUUGGAGAUGUUAAAGAUCGUACAGCAAUACUAGUUGAUGACAUGGCAGAUACCUGCGGAACACUAACACUUGCAGCUCAGAAACUGAGAGAUGCUGGUGCUGCCAAAGUUUAUGCUAUACUGACACAUGGAAUCUUCUCUGGUCCUGCUCUGCGGAGAAUUGAGGAAAGUGAUCUGGAAGCUGUUGUAGUCACAAAUACCAUCCCACAAGAAAGCAAAAUGGAAAAUUGCGCGAAGAUCAAGUGCAUUGAUAUUUCCAUGAUCCUUGCCGAGGCUAUUCGCAGAACACACAAUGGUGAAUCAGUCUCUUACCUGUUCACUAAUGUUCCCCUUUGAAAGACAUAAAUAUGUGUACAGGGAGUUUGGGUUCUUUGAGUAUUUAAUAAGAGUUAACAGAUUAUAUUUGUUAUGGUCAGAAUAGCAAUUCAUACGCGUUGACCAGGUAACAGUCCUCUGAGCUUUGACUGAUGUGGCCACCUAGGCAAGUAGGAAAAAUGUAGUCAACUACAAGUUAUAAUAAAAUUAUGUAACAAGCUAUAGCAUUGUUAUGUC